Messenger RNA from Penicillium verrucosum, 258 nucleotides. RefSeq lists its product as uncharacterized. The coding region runs from base 1 to 258 and encodes 85 amino acids. The record is from RefSeq and is a predicted model, not a curated record. Lineage: Eukaryota; Fungi; Ascomycota; Eurotiomycetes; Eurotiales; Aspergillaceae. The transcript has a single exon.
AUGGAUACACCACAAACUCCCCAAGUUCGGGUUCCUGGCGAAACCCCCGAAUCAACACAACCCGAACCCAAUGCGACUGCCACUGCCACUGCCACUGCAAACCACAAUUCUACUGAAGUAGAGAUGGGAGGAACACAGAACACAAACCAAGCUGAAUCUGAACCUAUGCAACAAGAUGCGACACUUCCAGAUGUGCAGGCAGAGCCAGAGCAACCUGCCCCGGCAAAGAAGAACCCCGGGUUUAACUUUCUUGAGUGA